CUGCUAUUGAAAACUUUAUUAGUGUUAAUGUACCCGGAUAAACUCGCAGCGCUUGCCAAGCUCGCGCGAGAGUCAGAGUUUCGUUUCCGUAGCAACAGAACGGUAUCUAUGUAAACAUUGUACAAACGCAGCGAAGAAGCAGGCAGCAUGGCAAAUUCGUCCUCAGCAGAAGCAGCCGAGAUGGAAGAAGGCGCGUACUAUCUGGAAAGGGUCUCCGUAAGUGAAUAUAACGAAGAUGAUUACCAGUAUGAGGAGAUGCAGCCUGACGAAGACUGGAGCCUUGGGGAUGCCAGUGAAGACCUGGAAAGCGCUAUGAAAGCUGUCCUUGGUCAGCUAGAGGAAACUGAAGCGACUCCCCAGAGACCAGCCUCAACAAAAGAAGCCCAGACAAAACAUCCAGAAAUAGUUGAUGAUUUUUUGCGAAACUUUUUGAUCAAGAUGGGAAUGCAUAAGACUUUUGACUGCUUCCAAACUGAGUGGUACGAAAUGAUGCACCGAGGAAUUCUCAAUUUGGAGCAAGUGUCAUUUGUUCCUGAUGUCUAUGCCCAGAACCAGCUGUUAGAUAAUGAGCUUAAGAGCCUAAGAAAGCAGAUUGAGAGUUACAAGCAAGCAGCAUUUAAGGCAGCAGAAAUAGUGGUGAAGCUGCAGAAGGAACGGGAUUUCCACAGGAUGCAGUACAGACGUGUCGUGCAGGAGAAGAACCGCCUGAUAGGUGACAUUAAACGAGUGAAGAAACACUAUGCAUCCUAUGAGCCAGCACUGAAGCAGCUGAAUGAUAAAUACAAGACUGCGCUUAAACAGAAAAUGCUGACCAGUUUGGAAAGAGACAGAGCUGUCGCCGAGGUGACAGGUCUACAAGCUACUCUUCGCAAUGUAAAGCCAGAGUAUGAAAUGCCUCCCUCAAGUUCAUCAAGUCAAGAAUUACGAGAAACCCAGGAUGACAGAAAGCAGGACAGUGAAGCAUUGGAACCCAGACACCCAAGCAAAUAUGUGAGGAGUAGGCACCCAAAUGACUCUGAAUUUCCAGUGGAUACUAGAGUCAAUCCGUACCUUUCCCAAAUCAAAGCAAGUGCUAGUCAUAAAUCUGGGUACAGGCUAGCCAGUACCUUGAAUGUGCAUGAACUUCCAGUUAGCAGCUUGGCUUUGCAUCCUCGGAAGCAGGUCAUAGUCACCACAGGUGAUGAUCAUCUGUGGAAGAUGUGGUCACUUCCAAAUGGUGACAUUAUGAUGACUGGAGAAGGUCACAGUGACUGGUUGUCCAGCUGUUGUUUUCAUCCUGGUGGAGGCAAGUUGGCCACUGGCAGUGGCGACACUACUGUGAAGGUCUGGGAUUUUGCUAAGGGUGAGUGUGUCCUCACUUUUGAAGGUCACAGCCAUGCAGUCUGGGGCUGUGCUUGGCACUCAUGUGGUGAUUUCCUGGCAUCCUGUUCCAUGGACAACACUGGCAAAAUCUGGGACCUCAACAGCGAGAGAUGCCGAUAUACACUGCGUGGUCAUGCUGAUGCUGUCAACAGCAUUGUGUUCCUACCCUUCUCUAACACCUUGCUUACAAGCUCAGCUGACAAAACCCUCUCACUUUGGGAUGCAAGGACUGGCCUCUGUGCUCAGACAUUUUAUGGCCAUUUGCAUUCCUGCAACGAUGCAAACUUCAACAUGAUGGGAGACACAAUUGUGUCCUGUGACUCCUAUGGAACUGUCAAGCUAUGGGAUGUGCGAAGAGUGACAGCAAUGUUAACGAUUGAUGCUGGUCCGCACCCAAGCAAUCAAGUCACUUUUGACCCCCUAGGUCAUCUAGUCGCUAUAGCUAGCAAUGAUGGCUCAGUGAAACUCUUAGACCUUAGUUCAGGAAAGCUGUCUGACUUAGUGGGGCAUGAAGAUGCUGUGCAGUGUGUGUGUUUUGACCACAAAGGUGAAUACCUGAUAUCAGGAGGUUCUGAUGGCACCCUGCGUCUCUGGUCUUGAAGAUACAUAUAUGAGUCCUUUUUAAACCAGUUUUGUAAUGAUUCAGAUUUAUUAUGGGUACUGUGCAUUUCUUAAUUAUCAAUUAAUGUCAUGUUGGUAAACUGUUGUUUAUGUAUAAAAGAUAGGAAACAUUCAUUGAGCUCAUACUCUUUGUAUUGCAUUCUGUUACCUUCUGUCCACUGGCAAAUCCUUUUAAUCCAGUUCAGAGUGGUGGGGCUGGUAGGAAUGGUGAUAAGGUAUGGGUCAUCCGUUGACGGGGCACCUGCAGACCUACACUCAUUUGUAAUCUCCAAUGAACAAAAACAUAUUUAAAAUGUGUGUGGUGUGUAUAGGAGCAGUGACACAGUAGCACUAAACACUGUGCCACCGUGCCCUGCCUGUUUCUGUUUAUAACAGAUUAAUUAGCCUGGUUUGUUUAAUCAACUUUUCUGCAACUCUGAACUGGAUGAGUAAGUUACAAAAUGGGUAGAUGGAUGAAUGUUUUAUCAACUACUUGAAAAUGUCAAAAUCUUCCACAGAAUUACUAAAUAUUUACUUUUUGUUUUGCACAAUGCAGCACUCAAAAUAAUAUUCCUAUAACAUGUUGAUUUAAUUUUAAUCAGAGUGCAGUACCUGUAGUUUUCCAAAUUGAUUUGUCUAAUAAAGUUAUAAAGCAUACUUUUCUGCUCUGGUAAAAAUCAUGAACGUGAAGCAGCCAAACAUGAUCAUGAAGGCUCAAAAGCCAAAAGAAGGGUAACUAUUUAUUGUUCUUUUUAGGCAAAGACACUACAAAUAAUUCAUUUGUAAUAAAAAGUAAAGAUUUAUUUCUUGAGCUGAUUUGACUAUACAUGUGAUUCUUACUAUUGCAUCCUUACAAUUAUGUGUUAUACACUAAUAUUCAUUUUAAUGAAAAUUAGCCAUUUCUUGCUUCUUUUAAUAAAUGCGUAUA
This is a messenger RNA of Polypterus senegalus (gray bichir), 2890 nucleotides long. RefSeq names its product sperm-associated antigen 16 protein-like. Gene Ontology annotation, molecular function: protein binding. Lineage: Eukaryota; Metazoa; Chordata; Cladistia; Polypteriformes; Polypteridae. The record is from RefSeq and is a predicted model, not a curated record. Bases 148 to 1962 code for a protein of 604 amino acids. The transcript has a single exon. Gene Ontology annotation, biological process: axoneme assembly. Gene Ontology annotation, cellular component: axonemal central apparatus.